Xylaria bambusicola is the source of this 609-nucleotide messenger RNA. RefSeq lists its product as uncharacterized. The record is from RefSeq and is a predicted model, not a curated record. NCBI's taxonomy places the organism in Eukaryota, Fungi, Ascomycota, Sordariomycetes, Xylariales, Xylariaceae. The transcript has 4 exons. Bases 1 to 609 code for a protein of 202 amino acids.
AUGUUGUUUAUCGCAGCUUUCCUCGCCUCCUCGCUCGCAACUCUCGCUCUUGGAUGGCCCAUCUUCCCCUUGCCUUGCUCUCCACUCUCAGGAACACCAUGUAAAUGCCCAGAAGGCACAGACUACGCUGAAUCGUCCACGGUAGCAAUGAUCGGUGCUAGUGCAGGUAAUGUGGGAUGGUUGAUGAACAACUUCUUCGUUACAUCGUGGACUGGAGUUGAGCCCUCGAUGACUUGGAACAGUGAUAAUAUUCCUCUCCUGUCGAAGAGAGAGAUUAUUUAUCCGACCGAAGUUGGAAAUGUUACCAUUCCAGAGCAACUCAUUACCAGACUCCCAUACCUAGAUGGCUCGUUCGAAACAACCUAUCAGCAGAAAGGGAUCGUUCCAUUCGUUUCCGGAAAUGGCUCUUUCACCGGGCAUUGGACUACCCUGAAGGGCACCAGGAGAUUUGAGAACCAAACACUUGUCGAAUGGUAUAGCUAUUCUUGCGAUACUGGGUAUCCGAGGAACUUCGCUGCAUUCCGUGAAAACGCCCUGAGAAACGCGACCGUGAUCCUCAACAAUUUAGGACUGCUCUCAGGUCUCAGCACUAUUCCACAAUCUAUCUAG